AUGUCGGCUGAGCUUGCCAGCGGGUCGGUGAACCCAGAGACGCUCUAUACCAAGCAGCAAUGCAUCGGUGGUGGUAGCUUCGGCAAAGUCUACAAAGGCAUCGAUCGACGUACUGGCAAAGUUGUGGCUAUCAAAAUCGUCGACAUGGAGAAUGCGGAAGAUGAGGUAGACGACAUCAUCACCGAGAUUGCCAUGCUCUCUGGCAUGAACUCUCAAUACGUCACGCAGUACUACGGUUCCUUCAUGGCCGGCUCCGAUCUCUGGAUCGUCAUGGAAUUCUGCUCUGGUGGCAGUUGUGCCGACCUGAUGAAGCCGGGUCCUCUUAGCGAAGGCGAGAUUGCUGUUAUCCUCAAGGAACUCCUUAACGGUCUUGUGUACCUCCACGAUGAUCACAAGCUCCAUCGCGACAUCAAAGCCGCAAACAUCCUCGUGAGCCACAAUGGUCAAGUUAAACUUGCUGACUUCGGCGUCUCCGGCCAGCUUUCUGCCACAAUGACCAAGAAGAACACCUUCGUCGGUACCCCGUUCUGGAUGGCGCCAGAGGUUAUUAAACAAUCGGGUUAUGACAGCAAAGCUGACAUCUGGUCAACUGGCAUCACCGCCUUGGAACUUGCUAUGAGGGAACCCCCAUACGCUGACAUCCAUCCUAUGAAGGUGUUGUUCCUGAUCCCAAAGAAUCCACCACCGACGCUUCAGGGCGAGUGGUCUCCGGCUUUCAAGGACUUCGUAAGCCAAUGCUUGAAGAAAGACCCCCGCGAGCGUCCAACCGCCAAGCAGCUACUAGAGCAUCCGUUCAUGCGCAAGGCUGGAAAGGCUGCUCGUCUCCAGCCAUUGAUCGCCCGAUAUCAGGAAUGGCAGCUACGCAACCCGAAGCAGGAGGAGUCGUCCGAUGAGACGACGCCACAGAAGCGAAAGCCUGUCAACGAGGACCUGUGGGAUUUUGGCACCGUGCGUCCGCUCAAAACCAAUUCCCGAGGUACCACUGCAUUGAGCCCUAUCACCGCCGCUGGCGCGAAUGCUCGUAACGUCUCCCCGCCAAGAAAGCCUGUUCCUGACAGCGGAGAUGAGAAUGUUAACGCCGACAUAGAUGACACUGUGCGCAUGAGUCCCCUGUCUCCUACCAAGCUUGCUGCGAACAUUCCAUUGCCCGUCUCCCCGGACAAGGCGAAGGAAGUUGUACCCUUGCUGCCAUCGAACCGUUACCAGCCAUCCUCACUGACAAAGAAGUCUGCGGUCCCAGCUCUGUUCUCCCCCGGCUCCCCUACCAAGGGCAUCUUGUCCACUCCACAAAGACCUUCCCCCCAACAGGGACGUCGCAUCACCCCCCUGGCCCGCGACUACGAUGACUACCUUCAGCGUUCGAUCGCGGCGGAUAUGGAGGCCAUGGAACUCAGCAUUAAUGCUGAACCGACCCCUACCCGUGCAUCCGUCCUCCCCCGUCUUAAUUUGGAUAUCCCGCCUUACAAGGCUAGAGGGAGCGGUGUGGUAGCGAACCCAGAGAGUUACUUGAACGAGAAGCCCCACGAUGACAAGGAGAAUAAAAACAAGGAGAAGAACGGGAUGACGGAAAAGAAGGAUAAGGCGUUGUUAGAUGGGGCUGAUACCAAUGGCAAGACGUCGAGUAAGCUCAUCAGUAGCACAGGUAGGAGAUCGAAGAAGGCCCUGCACAGUGACAAUAGCCCGGCUUCCCAGCCCGCUAUGGUUCAACUGCAGAAGCCUCUCCCUCCCCUUGGCCACAUACCCAUUGCCAGUGAGAGCACGCAGCUUCCACUGUCUGGUGUGGGACUCACUAUUGCGACGCUCGAGGGUCAAAAGCCGCUUCCUCCGUUUAGUCCGCCGAAUAGCAAGGUGUCGGUCUCACGUCCUGGAUCCUCCGCCACCAACAAACAGGCCAUAUUCGGAAGUUGGGCACCUCGUGGCAGCAAUCCCGGUUCGCCAGUCUGCACCUCACCGGCCAUGAACACCCCCGUCGACGUUCCAGAAUGGACGACGGGCUCUCCUCAGUCACCGACUGCCCCUACCGAGAUCACUGCACUGCAUGGUGUCGUUGUCCCUGCGUUGGAGGCUGCUGUUGCGCGACGAGCCCAUCAGAUCUCCGCCAAGAAUCGCGAGGAAAGCAAGAACGCCUUCAAAGACCCGACUGGAUUCCUGGAGCGCCGAAAGGAGAGGAACGAUGCCCACGAAAACGUCAAGAAGAUUGUCCGGCGCGUAAUCGAGGACCUCAAGAUGCUCGACCUCUGGGAUGCCAAGUCGCCCGUGGGCAUGGGCGGAGGCGUCACCAACUUCCUCGAGGGCUUCCUUGAGGAAGUCCUAGUCCGCGUGGAACCGUCGGAUGACUAG
This is a messenger RNA of Westerdykella ornata, 2340 nucleotides long. Its product is annotated as Pkinase-domain-containing protein. NCBI's taxonomy places the organism in Eukaryota, Fungi, Ascomycota, Dothideomycetes, Pleosporales, Sporormiaceae. The coding region runs from base 1 to 2340 and encodes 779 amino acids. The record is from RefSeq and is a predicted model, not a curated record. Gene Ontology annotation, biological process: protein phosphorylation. Gene Ontology annotation, molecular function: protein kinase activity; ATP binding. The transcript has 4 exons.